AGACUAUAUGAAAAAAAACUCACAUGUGCUCGUUUAAUAUAAACAGCGAACACAAGGUGACUGGUUGAAUUUUCAAAGUAAGACUCGAACUGUGCUGCGUCAGUGAAGUUGUUUAUCAGAUACAUUGCUGGAUUUGUUUUUCUCUUGAACUCUGACUAAAAACUCGGUGAAGACGAAAACAACAAAAAGCGAGAUCUGUGGAUUAUUGCUGGAUUAAAUGGAGGUAGCGUCGACUGUCCGGAGCAGCAGUCAUCACACUGUUGAGAAAAACAAGAGCAGACACAAAAUUCCCAGGGAUGUUGAGAAGGACAUUGAAUAUCUGUAUGAAGUUGUGCCACAGCUGUCUCAAAUUUUUCGUAUCGUAGACAAAAUCGGAGAAGGAACUUUCAGCUCAGUAUAUCUGGCUGAGGCGCAGAUGACUGAUGGAUCAAGAAAGAUGUUUGCAUUGAAACAUCUGAUCCCCACCAGUCACCCGAUGCGCAUAGCUGCUGAACUUCAGUGCCUGACUGUUGCUGGAGGGACAGAAAAUGUGAUGGGAGUCACAUACUGCUUCAGGAAAGAGCAUCACGUGGUCAUUGUUAUGCCGUACAUGGAGCAUCAAACCUUUGUGGACAUUGUUGGCUCCUUGAGUUUUGAGGAAGUGAGGCAUUACAUCUGCCACUUGCUCAAAGCGCUGAGGCAUAUUCACAAGUUUGGUAUCAUCCACCGAGACAUCAAGCCAAACAACUUUCUUUUCAAUCGACAGAGGAGAGAGUACGCUCUUGUUGAUUUUGGUCUGGCACAGGGCACCCCAGAUACCCAUAUCGAACAGCUAAAGGUUGUGAAAUCAAAUGCGAAUAAAGGUGGUUGGUCUUCAGGAAGGGUGGAGGUUGCACAUGGGAAACAAAAACUAUUGCCUUUACCACCCAACACCAGAAACCCUGCUGUCCAGUCCACCACUAAAGCACCAGCUAAAAGAUCCUGCCUACCCUCACGCAUGAAACUUACCAAGGAACUGUUGGUUCUUGAUAAGGCACCACGGUCUGUAUUUGGGGAGCGAAACUUGAACAGCACAAACUCUCAUAAAACUGGCACUGACAAAGUGGAGGGACCGCUUUCAAAGCCAAAAAAAGAGGAGGUUAUUCUGCGAAAGAUUGUUUCUUCAAAACGGUAUUCAGUCCCUGUGAAAACUCCACUGAACGGUCAGAAACAGAAAGCUCCUGUUUUGAGUCAGACAUUGCGUAGUCAGAAACCCAAACCCGCCACUGUCAACCAGACACUUACCUGCAGCUGCUACAUGACUGACCGCAUCUGCAACGUCUGCCUGUCUAGGAAGCAGCAGGUGGCUCCUAGAGCAGGUACUCCAGGCUUUAGGGCUCCUGAAGUCCUGACUAAGUGCCCUAAUCAGGGAACAGCGAUUGACAUGUGGUCAGCAGGCGUUAUAUUACUGUCACUACUGAGCGGGAGGUAUCCAUUCUUCAAAGCUAGUGAUGAUAUGAUAGCUCUUACCCAGAUCAUGACCAUCCGAGGAUCUAGAGAAACAAUAGAGGCUGCAAAGAAGUUUGGAAAAUCUAUAGUGUGCAGUCGUGAGCUCCCUCGGCUGGACCUCAGGAUUCUCUGUGAGACCCUGAGAGGUUUGCGAUCAUGUGACGAUGGUUCACUUCCUGUCGAGUUUCAGUCCUCACGUCACCCCACAGAGGUAAAACAGGAUGCAGACAGCUCAGCUAAGAAACAAAUGAGCCAGUCCGGCUCCGGCUCACUGAAACGCCCUGCAGAGCUGCAGGAGAUGGGCUGGGACAAAGUUUCUGAUGAAAUAUAUGACCUCCUGGAUAAACUUUUAGAUCUAAACCCAGUGACAAGAAUAACGGCCUCAAUGGCACUGCAGCAUCCAGUCUUCAAAGACAUUAAAGAUUAA
Xyrauchen texanus (razorback sucker) is the source of this 1894-nucleotide messenger RNA. Its product is annotated as cell division cycle 7-related protein kinase-like. The record is from RefSeq and is a predicted model, not a curated record. Gene Ontology annotation, biological process: protein phosphorylation; mitotic DNA damage checkpoint signaling. The transcript is spliced from 12 exons. NCBI's taxonomy places the organism in Eukaryota, Metazoa, Chordata, Actinopteri, Cypriniformes, Catostomidae. The coding region runs from base 218 to 1894 and encodes 558 amino acids. Gene Ontology annotation, cellular component: nucleus. Gene Ontology annotation, molecular function: protein serine/threonine kinase activity; ATP binding.